Malassezia vespertilionis is the source of this 705-nucleotide messenger RNA. RefSeq lists its product as uncharacterized. The transcript has 3 exons. Bases 1 to 705 code for a protein of 234 amino acids. Gene Ontology annotation, cellular component: cytoplasm. NCBI's taxonomy places the organism in Eukaryota, Fungi, Basidiomycota, Malasseziomycetes, Malasseziales, Malasseziaceae. The record is from RefSeq and is a predicted model, not a curated record.
AUGGAGCACGAGGGCCCAGUGCCGGAUCUUGGCGCGUAUACAGCGACGCAUGCAGCGCAAGACGGGGACGAUGCGCUUUUUGCGGAGCUCGAUAGGGAAGUCGAGCUGCUGAACGAGGCGGAUGCAGACGAUGCGGCGGAAAUAAGCGGCGGAAACGGCCGCGACGCGGACGGCAACCUUGCCGAAGCGUUCCAAGUGUACCGCGCACAGCGCAUGGCAGAGAUAGAGGCGCAUGUCGUGGCGCGGCGCGGCGCGGCACAGAGCGGCGAUGGCGGCAAGUACAGAGAGGUGCGCGAUGAAAAAGAGCUGCUCGAUGCGAGCAUCAGGCAGCCUAAAGUCGUGAUCCAUUUUGCGCACAAGGAUUUCCGGCGGUGUGCCAUUCUUGACCGGCAUUUCGAGCAGCACCUUGCAAAGCAGCAUCCCCGCACCUUGUUUGCGAAAGCUGACGUGCGCAACACGCCGUUUCUUGUGGAGAAACUCGGCAUCAAGGUGCUUCCCUGCAUAUUAGCAUUCCGCGAUGGUGUAUGCCAGGAAAAACUUAUUGGCUUCGAAGAGUUUGGCAAUGCAGACUCAUUCAGUACCGCGGCACUCGAGUGGCGGCUGGGGCGUGCAGGCGUCAUUCAGCCGCAGCAAAAAGCCACAAAACCCAUUCUGGGCUUUGGCGUACCGGCAGCGGCGCCGGACGAGGACGUGUGGGACGACUAG